AUGAGUGAGUGCUCUGAGCGUUCGGCCAUGAACUCUCAUUCUCAACUGAUUGACACAACACGGAAACCCAAACGGGCUUGUGUAUACUGCAGUCGUCACUUUCGGCGCGAAGAGCACUUACAGCGACACCUACGUACUCAUACCAAAGAGAAGCCAUUCAAAUGCCACUGUAAUGCCGCAUUUGCCCGCCGUGAUCUUCUGAGGCGUCAUGAACGGAUUGUUCAUCAAGAGCAACAUAUCUCUUCUUGUUCCUCGUCCACCAAACCCACGACCGCGUUCACUCAAAAUGGUCACAUUCUAUCUCCAUCGAUAUCUUCCCUCGCGCAAGUUUCAGGCGUUGAUGGUGAAAUGGAUCCUCAUUUGACGGAUCUUAUAUUCUCUCAUGCUCCGUUAGCGGGACGUAACCCUGAAUCAGAGAUCACUGUAGAGGAACUAGGUCAAUUUACAGAGUUUUCUCAGUUUCUCAAUUCGGUGGGAAUACCAUCCGAAUGGGCACCAAUAGAUCUUAUUGGACGCGAUACUUUGCGAUCGCCUGAUGACUUAGUCUUGGAAGAUCGAAUGCAAACUCCCGCAAGUGAUCUCGAUAAUCAGACUUUCCAUCCAUGGCUACCGUCGAACUCACAAGUUGUUCAAAACCUGACCACAUUCCCAAGCUUUGAGCCAUCACAAACUACGAUCAAACUUUCAAAAUUCACAGUAACGGAAGACCAACGUCAAAAAAUCGUCCAGAAUCUGGAAAGCUUCCAUUCUGAAAUACCAGGCUUCUCUCUUCCCCCCCGACAUGCCCUGACUCGAUAUUUGGUCUCCUUUUUUGAGGGAUUUCAUAAGCAUCUUUUGUUUAUUCAUAUUCCAACUUUUGACCUAUUAAAGCAACCAGUUGAGUGUGUUCUGGCCAUAAUGGCUGCCGGUGCUCAGUACCGCUUUGAGCAUAAUAAUGCGAAUCAACUUUUUCACGCUUCGCGAUCUAUUGUUACACGUCGCAUCGCCUAUGACAGUUGCGAGGAUAUCGAGAGCUCACUUAGUACUGACAUUCCACGGACAGCCCACACCAUCAAGCCUCAAGUCCAAAUCGAUGAUGACCGCAUGCACACCAUGCAAUGCUUGCUAAUUCUGAUGGGUUAUGGUACCUGGGGAGAGUGUAGCUUUCUCAAAGAGGCCUUCCGUCUCCGCAGCUUACUAACACAAUGUCUUCGCAUAUGUGGCACGCGAGAAGCACCUGCUAGCGGACAGCAGUCAUGGAGCGAGUGGAUCAGACACGAAACUGUUCGUCGAACUAAACUUGUUUCUUUUUGUUUCAUCAACAUAUAUAGCGUGGCCUACAAUGCAACAAUCGCGAUCAGGAGUAGCGAGAUGUUUCUUCGUCUCCCAUGUUCCACAAGAGAGUGGAAUGCGACCUCGGCCCAGGAAUGGGAAGAUGCACGCCGUGGGAUCGAGGCAGAGCAGCUCAAACUUCCAGUUGCAUUAGAUCGUAUGCUACAACUUUCCGACAAUGUUGUUACACUUCGUCCUAUUCCUUCCCCACUUGGGAGCUAUGUCAUUCUGCAGGCUCUUAUACAGCGGUGUCACCUCGCGCGUGACCUAGCCUUGGGGCUCCCAAAUGAGCCUUCUCAUCUUCCCUUAGAAGAAUCAAAUAGGCUGGAAGGCGCUCUUCGAUCGUGGACUUUUAUAUGGCAACAAGCCCCUGAGUCAAGCCUCGACCCGCUAAAUGUAAAUGGACCGAUCGCCUUCACCUCAAGUUCGCUACUUGGACUUGCAUAUAUUCGACUUUUUCUCAACAUAGGGCCAUUUCGCCAAUUAGAGACGCGGGAUCCCACAAUUAUUGCCGAUUGUUUGUUCCAAUGCCCUUUACCUGAGAGAGGUCCUCGAUUGACACCUGCACUCAUCUACGCUGUCCAUGCUAUGACCAUCCCAGUACGGCUCGGUGUUGAUUUUCUUGCACGAAGUCAAGCAUUCUUUCUCAGUGUGCGAUACUGUUUAGCAAACUUCGAGUCCCGUAUCUUGACUUGGAUUAGAGAUAUCUUGCAGGAAGCAAAUGAUUCGAUGGACGUGGAGGACGAGAAAAGGCUGCCAAUUACGAACCCAUUGGAUAUGAGUGUUGCUGUUCUACGUCUUUGGGCGCGGUUCUUCCGUGGAAAUUCCCAGUGGCCAUUUAUUAAUAUAAUAGGCUUAGCACUACAGCGGUACUCCUGUCUUAUUUAA
This is a messenger RNA of Penicillium crustosum, 2199 nucleotides long. Its product is annotated as C2H2 type zinc finger domain protein. Lineage: Eukaryota; Fungi; Ascomycota; Eurotiomycetes; Eurotiales; Aspergillaceae. Gene Ontology annotation, biological process: DNA-templated transcription; regulation of transcription by RNA polymerase II. Gene Ontology annotation, molecular function: RNA polymerase II cis-regulatory region sequence-specific DNA binding; DNA-binding transcription factor activity, RNA polymerase II-specific; zinc ion binding. The record is from RefSeq and is a predicted model, not a curated record. The transcript has 6 exons. Gene Ontology annotation, cellular component: chromatin. The coding region runs from base 1 to 2199 and encodes 732 amino acids.